UUCUAUGCUUCAUCCAUUUCAACUCUCGCUAUUGAUCAACAUCCAUUAUCUGCAUCUGUUCAACGACAAUAUAACCAUCGUAAGUCCCGCCAUUUUUGGUGGGACCUUAACACAUUCAUUUUUCCAUGGUCACUCUGUGUCCUUGGGCCGCGGAUCCGCCCAUGUGCAUAUACCCUUGGGUGCCAUUUUUCGAGACAAAUCGCGACUUGCUAGGCUACUACGCUGAGGUGUUCCGCAACAUUCCGGCUGACCUUGGACCCACGGCGCUGUUACCCGGGUAGAACCUAAGAAACGUCGAAAGAUGGCUGAAGACGGGCCGAAUCCUGCUCUGGGAAGACCAUGGCAUCCCCCUGGUUCUAGAAACAGAAAUCAUCAACAUUUACGUGUUCGCGCACAUGAACAGGAUCUAUCCCCUUCAAGACUACAUGAUAGGACUCAUGCUUCUGACUCUCAGGGACCGGACGCCCAACUUGUUACUACAAACCUUGGAUCAUCUUCACGUCCACGCUGGUCCACAGAGCGGCAUGUGCAGACUUCUUGUUAACUAUUUCGUUUGGUGCAACUCCCUCGAGUUUCAGGAGAUAGAUCACCAGUCGUUGUUCUUCGCGGAUGUCAUAGAACGUUUAAGAGUCGCUGAUGAGGCCCCUAUGCUGAAUCGACGGGUUAAGAGGCUAGAGGACUGGGCCGCAUACAGCGCAAUUCACAUUUGUCGCUACCAUGCUCAUACCGAAAUCCAUGCUGAGAUAUACCACCGUGGGACGCACGAAAACAUCCCACAGUUCCCUGAACGAUCACAAAGGCGGUCAGAGCGAACAUCCCGUCGACGUUGCCGCAUGCCGAAAAUACGGCGGACACGGUCAGAGGAGACAUUUCGUGACAUUUGCAGCGAGCCCACGAUUCGGCGAAGGAGCUCGGAGGAGAUAUUACGUGAAGGCCUUUACCCUCGCAUCGCUGGCGUACAAGAAAAAGGGCUGGAGCAGGUAUUUCAUGGACAUCGUAGUUCGCUUAGACCACAGCAAGCACGGUCAGACACAUAUCUUGAAGAAGGCGUGGAUCCGGAUAUGGUCAGUGAAGAGGGUAGCCAAUAGGGUAGCGGUAUCAAAUGUGCUGCUCAAUGACGCGCAUGCUUGAUGAUUACAAUUUUGUGGGUUUUCCUUACUUCGCGGUUAGCCAAGGCCAAUCGUUCUUGCUUGAAUUGGGAUACCUGAGCAACCCGUGCCCUUUCUUUUCUUUUGGGAAGGAAGGGGGGGUGGUGGGGAUAUUCAGUCAACGAGGGUAUCUUACCUCUGCCUUCACCGCAAUCAACGCAAUCACCGCAAGCUCAC
Molecule: messenger RNA, 1325 nt
Organism: Westerdykella ornata
Lineage: Eukaryota; Fungi; Ascomycota; Dothideomycetes; Pleosporales; Sporormiaceae
Exons: 3
Coding region: 396-1088 (230 amino acids)
Source: RefSeq, a predicted model, not a curated record